AUGGCAAUUUCCAAUGGUGUCACCAACAUGCUCCUCCAUGAAGUACACAUUGAAUCCGUCCAGACUAUAACACCUCAUAAGAUCACUGAUCCGCGGCCGAUACUUAGCGUGUCGGCCGCAGAUCCUACAGGUUUGGGAAUAUUCCAAAACUGCCUGCACAUCCUUUUAUACUACACAAAAGCAAGCCAAGAGGAGUCAGGUUGGCUCCACGCCGGUUGGAUCAAGGAGUCACUCUCGAGGGCUUUGCUGGAGCAACCGCUAUUUGCUGGCCGUUUUCGUGUGAAUGAUAGCGGUGAGAUGGAGAUUAUAGGAAAUGACAGCGGCGUUAGACUGGUCGAAAGUCGUUCUCCGAUGACCAUGGCUGAGUUUCUGUCUUACAAGGACAGUAGGGAGGAUACGGAAGAAGAGCUUGUGUUUUGGAAAACUAUUGAUGAGCAAAGUCCUCAGUACUCUCCUCUCUUUUAUGUUCAGGUGACGUAUUUUCAGUGUGGAGGGAGUUCAGUGGGAAUUAGCUGCAGUGUUGUCCUAGCAGAUCUUAUGUUCAAAGAAAAUUUUCUCAAGAAAUGGGCUGACAUCCACCACAAUCUGCUUUCAGACAAGAGACUACCUGUGACACCCUUUUAUAAUUCCAUAAAUGUUGGAAAAAAUGGAAAGUCUGCCAACCAUAUAUUCGUUUCUAUUCCUAGUAAAAAAUGUGGCAAGACAAUGAUUUUCAGUGUUGCAGCUGAGAAUGUGGAUUUAGAUGACGACGAUGCAUUGAAAAUCUGUGUUGAAGAAGCAGAGAGCAAGUUUGGUUUUGGGAAGCUGUUUGUGAAUAUCAACAGCUCAUCCUGCAGUGCAAUCAGGAUCAAGAAUUUUCGGAAAGAAGGACUUGAUAAGUCGAAAAUUAAGGGAAUUGCUGAAGUGGGAUGGGAUGUUUUCGGGGCUAAGGAGGUCGCAUUUCGUGAAGGGAAUAAGCCGGCUGGUGUUUCAUAUUGGUUUGGAUUCAUUUCUGGUGGACUUGUAUUGGCAGUUCCAUCUUCAGCUGAUGGGGAGGGUGCUUAUUCAGUGAUUGUCACAGUUUCUAAUUGA
Argentina anserina (silverweed cinquefoil) is the source of this 1071-nucleotide messenger RNA. RefSeq names its product deacetylvindoline O-acetyltransferase. The transcript has 2 exons. NCBI's taxonomy places the organism in Eukaryota, Viridiplantae, Streptophyta, Magnoliopsida, Rosales, Rosaceae. The record is from RefSeq and is a predicted model, not a curated record. Gene Ontology annotation, molecular function: acyltransferase activity, transferring groups other than amino-acyl groups. The coding region runs from base 1 to 1071 and encodes 356 amino acids.